Molecule: messenger RNA, 1761 nt
Organism: Eruca vesicaria subsp. sativa (arugula)
Lineage: Eukaryota; Viridiplantae; Streptophyta; Magnoliopsida; Brassicales; Brassicaceae
Source: the annotation of a GenBank genome assembly
UCUCUCUUUGAUGCACAGUCGUCUAUAUAUACGCGUAUGCAUUUACAUGUUCCCUUAAAAAAAAAAUUCAUAUUCUCAAUAAAUGGAUAUGCAGAGAUGUUUAGUGUUCUUAUGUUGUGUUCUGUCCCUUCUGGCAACCGAAACGACGGCACAUCGCGAGCUACUACAACCGCAUGAAACGAAUAUAGACACAGCAAACGCGGCGGUGGCGAUACGUGAUCGUGGUUUAAAGACGCGGCGGCCUGAGCAUAAAAACGCUUACGCAACGAUGAUGUACAUGGGGACGCCAAGGGACUACGAGUUCUAUGUGGCGACUCGUGUCUUGGUCAGAUCGUUGAGAGAUCUUAACGUGGAAGCUGAUCUUGUUGUCAUCGCUUCUCUCGACGUUCCUCUCCGAUGGGUUGAGACUUUGGAAGAGGAAGAUGGAGCUAAAGUGGUGAGAGUCGAAAACGUGGAUAAUCCAUACAGGAGGCAAACUAAUUUCAAUAGUAGAUUCAAGCUUACUCUGAACAAGCUUUACGCAUGGGCUUUGUCAGAUUACGACCGUGUGGUCAUGCUAGAUGCCGACAACCUCUUCCUUAAGAAAACCGACGAGCUGUUCCAGUGCGGACGCUUCUGCGCGGUGUUCAUAAACCCUUGCAUCUUCCACACUGGCCUUUUCGUCUUGCAACCAUCUCCGGAAGUGUUCAAGGACAUGCUCCAUGAGCUAGAUGUUGGUAGAGAGAAUCGUGAUGGCGCUGAUCAAGGCUUCCUUGUCAGUUACUUCUCUGAUCUUCUUGACCAGCCUCUCUUUCGUCCUCCGAGUAAUGGCUCUGUGCUUAGUGGCCAUUUGAGACUUCCCUUAGGCUAUCAAAUGGACGCUUCUUAUUUCUAUCUUAAACUAAGAUGGAACAUACCCUGUGGACCAAACAGUGUGAUUACAUUCCCUGGAGCCGUUUGGUUAAAGCCAUGGUACUGGUGGUCAUGGCCUGUUCUUCCACUAGGUAUCUCAUGGCACGAGCAGCGUCGAACCACUAUAGGGUACUCAGCAGAGAUGCCUUUGGUCAUAAUCCAGACAAUAUUCUACCUUGGAAUCAUAGUAGUCACACGGCUAGCUCGUCCUAACAUAACUAAGCUAUGUUAUCGCCGUUCUGACCGCAACUUAACAACGAUCCAAGCAGGAUUCAAGUUCAUCGCGCUUCUCUCCGUAGUAGCAGCCUACGUCUUCCCAUUCUUCACCAUCCCUCACACUAUACAUCCACUCAUUGGAUGGUCGCUCUACUUGAUGGCUUCUUUUGCUCUCUCUUCUAUACCGAUCAACACUCUCCUUCUCCCAACGCUACCUGUUCUCACUCCAUGGAUAGGCAUCCUAGGGACGCUUCUUGUUAUGGCCUUCCCUUGGUAUCCUGAUGGGGUGGUGAGAGCAUUGUCUGUUUUCGGAUACGCAUUUUGUUGUGCACCUUUUGUGUGGGUUGCAUUCGUCAAGAUCACGUCGCAUCUCCAGGUUUUGAUUGAGAAAGAGGUGUUGUUUCCAAGACUAGGAGACUCAGGGAUCACUUCUGGCUUCAGCAAGUUGUAUUAGGAGUGUUUUAUUUAACGUAUAUUAUUGGUCUGUAUAUAAAUCAUUAUUAUUGUUUCAUUCAAAUUUCAUUUACAUAAACUCAAACUAACCUUAUUUGUUUUACCUGGUUAAGCUAUCAAAAUUUUCCUUAGUUAAACCUAGUAAAUGUUCUUGUUUAACUCACUCUCUUGCAUUCACAAAGAAAUGAAAGUUUUAAUGAG